Propithecus coquereli (Coquerel's sifaka) is the source of this 2288-nucleotide messenger RNA. RefSeq names its product nuclear RNA export factor 1 (gene NXF1). The transcript has 21 exons. Gene Ontology annotation, molecular function: protein binding; RNA binding. Gene Ontology annotation, biological process: poly(A)+ mRNA export from nucleus. The coding region runs from base 130 to 1986 and encodes 618 amino acids. The record is from RefSeq and is a predicted model, not a curated record. Gene Ontology annotation, cellular component: nucleus; cytoplasm. NCBI's taxonomy places the organism in Eukaryota, Metazoa, Chordata, Mammalia, Primates, Indriidae.
GCGACGUGCUUCGCGGAUAAAUGCGGUGGCGCCCGGCGUAGGAGAGCUUCGAUCCUGAGCGCCUGGGCGUUCGGACGUUUGGCGGCGACGCGGCUCGCGCCUCAGCCCGCCCCUGCUCUUCGCUGUGCCAUGGCGGACGAGGGGAAGUCGUACAACGAGCAUGAUGACCGUGUUAGUUUCCCUCAAAGAAGGAAGAAAGGCCGGGGUCCUUUCCGGUGGAAAUAUGGUGAGGGAAACCGUCGAUCUGGAAGAGGUGGUUCUGGUAUUCGGUCUUCCCGCCUUGAGGAAGAUGAUGGAGAUGUAGCAAUGAGUGAUGUACAGGAUGGUCCCCGAGUACGAUACAACCCCUAUGCCACCCGACCUAACCGUCGAGGUGAUACUUGGCAUGAUCGAGAUCGCAUUCAUGUUACUGUGCGGAGAGACAGAGCUCCUCCAGAGAGAGGAGGGGCUGGCACAAGCCAGGAUGGGACCUCAAAGAACUGGUUCAAGAUUACAAUUCCUUAUGGCAGAAAGUAUGACAAGUCAUGGCUCCUGAGCAUGAUUCAGAGCAAGUGCAGUGUCCCCUUCACCCCCAUUGAGUUUCAUUACGAGAACACACGGGCCCAGUUCUUUGUUGAGGAUGCCAGCACUGCCUCUGCAUUGAAGGCUGUCAACUAUAAGAUUCUGGAUCGGGAGAAUCGAAGGAUAUCUAUCAUCAUCAACUCCUCUACCCCGCCCCACACUGUACAGAACGAACUGAAGCCAGAACAAGUAGAGCAGCUAAAGCUGAUCAUGAGCAAACGAUAUGAUGGCUCCCAACAAGCACUUGACCUCAAGGGCCUCCGUUCAGACCCAGAUUUGGUGGCCCAGAACAUCGAUGUUGUCCUGAAUCGAAAGAGCUGUAUGGCAGCUACCCUGCGAAUCAUCGAAGAGAACAUCCCUGAGCUCUUAUCCUUGAACUUAAGUAACAACAGGCUGUACAAGCUAGAUGAUAUGUCCAGUAUUGUGCAGAAGGCACCCAACCUAAAGAUCCUAAACCUCUCUGGAAACGAAUUGAAGUCUGAGCGGGAGCUGGACAAGGUAAAAGGGCUGAAGCUAGAAGAGCUGUGGCUCGACGGAAACCCCCUGUGUGAUACCUUCCGAGACCAGUCUACCUACAUCAGCGCCAUUCGAGAACGAUUUCCCAAGUUAUUACGCCUGGAUGGGCAUGAGUUACCCCCACCAAUUGCCUUUGACGUUGAAGCCCCCACGAUGUUACCGCCCUGCAAGGGAAGCUAUUUUGGAACAGAGAACCUGAAGAGUCUGGUCCUGCACUUCCUGCAGCAGUACUAUGCAAUUUAUGACUCUGGAGACCGGCAGGGGCUCCUGGAUGCCUACCAUGAUGGGGCCUGCUGUUCCCUGAGCAUUCCUUUCAUACCCCAGAAUCCUGCCCGAAGCAACUUGGCCGAGUACUUCAAGGACAGCAGAAAUGUGAAGAAGCUUAAAGACCCUACCCUGCGGUUCCGGCUGCUGAAGCACACACGACUCAAUGUUGUUGCCUUCCUCAACGAAUUACCCAAAACCCAGCAUGACAUCAAUUCCUUCGUGGUAGACAUAAGCGCCCAGACAAGCACAUUGCUGUGUUUUUCUGUCAAUGGGGUCUUCAAGGAAGUGGAUGGAAAGUCUCGGGAUUCUCUGCGAGCCUUCACCCGGACGUUCAUUGCUGUUCCUGCCAGCAAUUCAGGGCUCUGUAUUGUAAACGAUGAGCUCUUUGUGCGGAAUGCCAGCUCUGAAGAGAUCCAAAGAGCCUUCGCCAUGCCUGCACCCACGCCUUCUUCCAGCCCAGUGCCCACCCUCUCCCCGGAGCAGCAGGAAAUGUUGCAGGCAUUCUCUACCCAGUCUGGCAUGAACCUCGAGUGGUCCCAGAAGUGCCUUCAGGACAACAACUGGGACUACACCAGAUCUGCCCAGGUCUUCACUCAUCUCAAGGCCAAGGGCGAGAUCCCAGAAGUGGCGUUCAUGAAGUGAUCCGUAGUCAUGCCUCAGAAGAAGCCCUCCUGUAAAUAUCCCUUGGAUAUUAUUGUCUGGUUAUCAUCUUCGUCUCCCCUAUCCGGCCUGAGGCCACCCUGUGACUGUGACCGAGGAGGGAGAGCUGCUGGAUCCCUCUCCUCAUCUGCCUUCUGGAAGACUUCCAGAAGAUUGAGCCUCACUGGUGCCAGGAAGCCAAAGCUUACUUUGUAGAACUGACACUAAACUACCCGAAGGACUUAGGUGCUUUGUGUACUUAACCCCCAUCCUCCUUACUUUUUAAGAUAAAGAGUGACAUUGUA